AUGGAGGAUCGAGCUACCGGGAACACCGAUGGAUUCGCAAUGUCCAUUGACAUCGAUGGUUUCGACGUGGCCGACGCCCCGGCUGUUAGCACCCCGGCUGAGAACGGUAUCGUGGCCAGUGACUUCCUUCGAACAGUGCUCACUUUGGACCUGUCGAAACUGGUGGCCACGGAAAUCGUGGAAUUUCUCCCGAAAUUCGACGAUCAACAGAAAUCAAGCGAAGAGUUGGUUGUGAACCUGAUGGAGUCCAUUUAUCUGACGAAAUUCUUCCAAAACGAGACAACGGCCGCUAUCGAGCAGCGAAGACAAGCGACUGCCUGA
This is a messenger RNA of Haemonchus placei, 321 nucleotides long. Lineage: Eukaryota; Metazoa; Nematoda; Chromadorea; Rhabditida; Trichostrongylidae. The record is from the annotation of a GenBank genome assembly.